Cordyceps fumosorosea ARSEF 2679 is the source of this 1014-nucleotide messenger RNA. RefSeq lists its product as hypothetical. The transcript is spliced from 2 exons. The coding region runs from base 1 to 1014 and encodes 337 amino acids. NCBI's taxonomy places the organism in Eukaryota, Fungi, Ascomycota, Sordariomycetes, Hypocreales, Cordycipitaceae. The record is from RefSeq and is a predicted model, not a curated record.
AUGGAAACCAUUUCUCAGAUGGCUACUACAGCCGCCAAGUAUGCCUUUGGCGACCCCGCCACCCACGAAGAGCCCGUCUCCGGCUCCCAAGGCGACGUCACCAAAGGUGAGCCCUACGACGCCGGCAACCUAGAACCCAGGGAACAGCAGGAACGCUUCGGCCAGAAUCUCGGCGCCGGCGGCGAGUCCGGCGCCGACAAGCGCGAAAACACCGGCCGCAUCACCACGGCUACCAAUGCCACCGACGACGCCGGCUUCACCCGUCCCCAGCACGACAUGUCCGCACCGGGUCCGGGCACCUCCUCCGAGGGCACCUCUAGCGGCGGCGGCAUCACCACCUCGACGAACCGCACCACCGAUAGCGGCUUCACCUCGCCCGGCCUGGACAUGGGCCGCGGCGGCCGCGACGCCGCCGCCUCCUCUGGUAGCCUACACAGCAGCAGCAGCAACAAUGCCCGGGGCGGUUCUUCUUCUUCUUCCAGCCAGGGCCUCGACCGCACCGGCAACAUUGACAGCAAGAGCAAGCCCUCGGAAAAGCCCUCCGCCGCCCAAGGCGACGACAACGAGGGCGUUGACGUGUCCGGGCCCAGCCCCCGGGACCUCUCCACCGUCGCGCGCGAAAAUGGCGGCGACGCCGGCCGCCACGCCGACACGAGCGCCUCGGACCCCAAGCAGCAGCAGCAGCAGCAGCAGCAGCAGCAGCAGCAGCAGCAGCAGCAGCAGCAGAAGCAGCCGGGGGACCUCCCCGGGGACCAGAGCCAGGAAAAGGGCACCGGCGAGAUGUACGUCCGGUCGAGCGGGCUGCAGGCCGACGGGGGCGACUUUGACGCCACCAAGCCCGGCGCCGGGCGCGAGGCGGACCGCCUGAUGGAGGAGAAGGGCAUUGUGGCGGGCGGCGGCAAGGACGGCAAGGACGGCAAGCAGCAGCACCAUAAGACUGGGAGCGGCGGGAGCGAAGGCAAGGAGAAGCACGGCCUGGUGGAGAAGAUCAAGGAGAAGCUGCACAAGCACUAG